AUGAAUUGUAAUUAGGAACCCUAAUCAAUCAAAGUUGUUGUAGUUGGAGAUAGUAGUGUUGGGAAGACAUCAAUUCUAUUGACGUAAUUUAAUUGUGAAAACAUAGGUACACAUAGGAUAAAUUUCCUAUUGAUUAUGUGCCUACUGUGUUUGAAAAUUACUCAAAUGUUAUUAGCGUUGAUAAUAUUCAAGUAUAAUUGACUUUGUGGUAUAUAAAUGCAAUAAGUGUCAAGGGAUACAGCGGGUUAAGAGUCUUAUGAAAGAUUGCGUUUAUUGAGCUAUUAGUCUGCUAAUGCAUUUCUGAUUGUGUUUUCUGUAGACAAUAUGGAUAGUUUCAAUAAUGUUUGGACUAAAUGGAAACCAGAAUUGGAAAUGGCUGGCAAAAAAGAUCUGCCUAAAAUAAUAGUGGGCAAUAAAUCAGAUAAACUGAAUGAUCCUGAUAAAUUCUAAAUGUUUUGGGAAAGAUGUGAAGAAGAGGGAUUAAAAUAUAGAUAGUGCAGUGCAUUCUUGAAUAAUAAUAUCAAAAAUAUAUUUGAGGAAUUGGUUAGUAUGACUAUCAGUGAACGAUAACCGUCGACUAUUUUACGAUCUACAAUAAGAAAAGAUAGUAUAAAACAAUUGAAAUCAGGAUGUCAAUUACUAUGA
Paramecium octaurelia is the source of this 645-nucleotide messenger RNA. Lineage: Eukaryota; Ciliophora; Oligohymenophorea; Peniculida; Parameciidae. The record is from the annotation of a GenBank genome assembly.